Molecule: messenger RNA, 1313 nt
Organism: Hippopotamus amphibius kiboko
Lineage: Eukaryota; Metazoa; Chordata; Mammalia; Artiodactyla; Hippopotamidae
Gene: MFAP2
Product: microfibril associated protein 2
Exons: 9
Coding region: 364-915 (183 amino acids)
Biological process (GO): embryonic eye morphogenesis
Cellular component (GO): microfibril
Source: RefSeq, a predicted model, not a curated record
UGCCCACCUCACCCGCCUCACCGCUUUGACUGCGGGCCAGAUGUGAUGAGGACCUGAAGAGAAAGCAUUUUGCACAAAGAGUGAACAGACGUGAGGCUGGCCCAACGGACGCCUCCUCCCCUCGGGGCCGCCGGGAGAAGAGGGUUGAAGACCCGGGGGCGCUGCGUGGCGGCCCCGGAGGCGGCGCUCGCGUUAGGACCCAGCGGAUCCGGGCUGGAGGGCGGGCGCCGGCCCCGUCGGGGGCCCGGAGCGGGGCUCGGAGCGGGCAAAGGGGCGGCUCCGGCGGGCGGACUCGGAGCGGGCGGCGGAGUGACCCGGCCAGCUGUCCCCAAACACCAGCCCAGCCCGCCUCAUUGUGUAACCAUGAGAGCUGCCUACCUCUUCCUGCUGUUCCUGCCUGCAGGUCUGCUGGCUCAGGGCCAGUAUGAUCAGGAGCCGCUGCCUCCGUUCCGGGACCACGUCCAGUACACCCACUAUAGCGACCAGAUCGACAACCCGGACUACUAUGAUUAUCAAGAGGUGACUCCUCGGCCCCCUGAGGAACAAUUCCAGUUUCAGUCCCAGCAGCAAGUCCAACAGGAAGUCAUCCCUGCCCCCACUUUAGAACCAGGAACUGUAGAGACGGAGCCCACGGAGCCUGGCCCUGUGGACUGCCGAGAGGAGCAGUACCCGUGUACCCGCCUCUACUCUAUACACAAGCCUUGCAAACAGUGUCUCAACGAGGUCUGCUUCUACAGCCUCCGCCGCGUAUAUGUCGUCAACAAGGAGAUCUGUGUCCGCACAGUCUGUGCCCAUGAGGAGCUCCUGCGAGCUGACCUGUGUCGUGACAAGUACUCCAAAUGUGGUGUGAUGGCCAGCAGUGGCCUGUGCCAGUCGAUGGCAGCCUCCUGUGCCAGGAGCUGCGGGGGCUGCUAGGGUGGAGCUGGCACCCCGAGCCCUGGACCCUCCUCAGAUCUGGGGCCCUCAGGCUCUGCCUGACCUGGUGCUUUUCUCCCCAGCCCGACAUUCCUUUUAUCCUGUAAAAAGUUAGUGGACUGCGGCCCUGGGGGUUGCCUCAGGCCCCUCCCCCAGCCUGUGGCCACCCCUGGGGCACAAAGGGGGCUCCCCGAUGUCCAGUCUCCGCCCUCAGGUGGGGGACAUCCCAGGCCUCCGUACGGGACCUGGGCCCCUGACGUGCCUUCUUCAUACCCCCCAGGACAGUCCCCCACUCCCGCCCCACCCCCAAGGUAGGCUAUGACCCUCACCCCAGCUGGUCUGCUUGGAUCUCCUACAGCCCCUGGGCAUAGACCACCUAUGUUUUAUACAAAAUUAAA